Colius striatus (speckled mousebird) is the source of this 6191-nucleotide messenger RNA. Its product is annotated as zinc finger RNA-binding protein-like. The transcript has 20 exons. Gene Ontology annotation, molecular function: single-stranded RNA binding; zinc ion binding; double-stranded RNA binding. Gene Ontology annotation, cellular component: precatalytic spliceosome. The record is from RefSeq and is a predicted model, not a curated record. NCBI's taxonomy places the organism in Eukaryota, Metazoa, Chordata, Aves, Coliiformes, Coliidae. The coding region runs from base 205 to 3393 and encodes 1062 amino acids.
AAGGAGGCGUAGUUAUGGGCUGGACUACAGCUCGUAGCAGUCUUCUCAUCUAAUCUUGCGUGUGUGUAUGGUUUCCUCUUCGGCUGCACACUGCUGUAGUCGCCGUAGGUGUGUGGGGGGAAAGGAAGGAGCGAGUGAGUGUUGCGGUAAGGAGGGUGUGAGAGUUGAGGGUUCAGCCGUUGUUGUCGCUGCUAGCUUGGACUCAUGAUUCCUAUAUGCCCGGUAGUUUCGUUCACCUAUGUCCCUAGCCGGCUGGGAGAAGAUGCCAAAAUGGCCACCGGCAACUACUUUGGUUUCACCCAUAGCGGUGCUCCUGCCCAAUAUAGCCAGCAGCCAGCUUCAGGUGUAGCCUAUUCUCAUCCAACUACAGUUGCUAGCUACACUGUCCACCAGGCACCAGUUGCUGCCCACACCGUUACUGCAGCCUAUGCUCCAGCAGCAGCUACAGUUGCAGUAGCCAGGCCUGCUCCAGCAGCUGUUGCAGCUGCUGCUUAUGGAGGUUAUCCUACAGCACACACAGCUACAGAUUAUGGUUAUACGCAGAGGCAACAAGAAGCUCCACCACCACCACCUCCUGUCACUACACAGAAUUACCAGGAUUCCUAUUCUUAUGUUCGAUCUACCACCCCAGCUGUAGCUUAUGACAACAAACAGUACUAUCAACAACCAACAGCGACUGCUGCGGCUGUGGCUGCUGCUGCCCAGCCUCAACCUUCAGUAGCUGAAUCAUACUACCAGCCAGCUCCAAAAGCAGGAUAUAGCCAAGGGGCAACUCAGUAUACCCAAGCCCAGCAAACACGACAAGUGACAGCUAUAAAACCUGCAACCCCAAAUCCAGCAACAACUACAUUUUCUAUAUAUUCAGUAUCCUCUACUGUUCAGCCAGUAGCAGCUGCAGCUACUGUUGUUCCAUCCUAUACACAAAGUGCAACGUACAGUACAACAGCAGUUGCUUACUCUGGUACCUCUUAUUCUGGCUAUGAAGCCCCAGUAUAUUCAGCUGCAUCAUCCUAUUACCAGCAGCAGCAACAGAAACAGGCAGUGGCAGCAGCUGCUGCUGCAACAGCUGCUUGGACAGGGACCACCUUUACUAAAAAGGCACUGUUCCAAAAUAAGCAACUGAAACCAAAGCAACCUCCUAAACCACCCCAGAUCCACUACUGUGAUGUUUGUAAGAUCAGCUGUGCUGGACCGCAGACUUAUAAAGAACACUUAGAAGGCCAGAAACACAAAAAAAAAGAAGCAGCAUUAAAAGCUUCACAGAACACCAAUAACAGCAGCACUCCUGCUCGUGGAACUCAGAAUCAGUUGCGCUGUGAUCUUUGUGAUGUGUCUUGUACAGGAGCAGAUGCUUAUGCUGCCCAUAUCCGUGGAGCCAAGCACCAGAAAGUAGUGAAGUUGCACACAAAACUUGGCAAACCCAUUCCUUCAACGGAACCAAGUGUGAUUACCCAAGCUACUUCCUCAACAUCCACAUCUGCUUCUAAACCACCUGCCUCUGCUUCAGAUAUAGCAACUAGCAGCAGUACUGUGACCUCCUCUGUUGCUUCCUCUGCAGUGAAAAUUCUUACUCCCACAGCAAACAUACCACUUAACACAGUGUCCAACAACAAAACAUCUUCAGCAACUGCUAACGUAGCUGUGAAGAAAAUAUCUACGCCGAAAAUAAACUUUGUUGGCAAGUACAGAAGUGGUAAUAAGCUUCAGACAACAGGAAGUAAACUGGAAGAAAUGAAAUCAGCUGAAAGUGUUAAAACAACAACUGCUGCUACAGUACAAACACAGGAAGUAAAACCAGAUACAGCAGCUGAACCAGUGACUCCUAUGACUCUUGCUGCCUUGCAAAGUGACGUCCAGCCAGUGGGUCAUGACUACGUGGAAGAGGUACGAAAUGAUGAAGGUAAGGUGAUCCGCUUUCACUGCAAACUUUGUGAAUGUAGUUUUAAUGAUCCUAAUGCCAAGGAGAUGCACUUAAAAGGGAGACGGCACAGACUUCAGUAUAAGAAAAAAGUAAACCCAGACUUACAAGUAGAAGUAAAGCCUAGUAUUCGAGCAAGAAAAAUUCAAGAAGAGAAGAUGAGGAAACAGAUGCAGAAAGAAGAAUGCUGGAGAAGACGAGAAGAGGAAGAACGCUGGAGGAUGGAAAUGAGGCGAUAUGAAGAAGACAUGUACUGGAGGAGAAUGGAGGAAGAGCAGCAUCACUGGGAUGACCGUCGCAGAAUACCAGAUGGAGGAUAUCCUCAUGGUCUUCUGAGACCUCUAGGUCUGCUGGGAGUUAGACCAGGAAUGCCUCCUCAGCCCCAAGGACCAGCUCCUCCACGCCGCCCUGACUCCUCUGAUGACUGCUAUGUGAUGACCAAACAUGCAGCUAUAUAUCCAACAGAGGAGGAACUUCAAGCAGUCCAAAAAAUUGUUUCUAUUACUGAACGUGCUUUGAAACUUGUUUCUGACAAUAUGACUGACCAUGAAAAAAACAAAAGAAAAGAGGGAGAUGACGAAAAAGAUGGCAGUAACAGAGCUUUGAAAGGAGUUUUGCGAGUAGGUGUUUUGGCUAAAGGUUUGUUACUCCGUGGAGACCGAAACGUCAAUCUUGUUUUGUUAUGUGCUGAGAAGCCUUCAAAAAUGUUACUCGGUCAUAUUGCUGAAAGUCUUCCCAAACAACUUGCAGUAAUAAGUCCUGAGAAAUACAAUAUCAAGUGUGCAGUCCCAGAAGCAGCAAUAAUUUUAAAUUCGUGUGUGGAACCCAAAAUGCAAGUUACUAUUACACUGACAUCUCCAGUCAUUCGGGAGGAAAACAUGAGGGAUGGAGAUGUAACCCUGGGUAUGGUGAAAGACCCACUGGACAUCUUGGACAGGCAAAAAUGCCUUGACGCUCUGGCUGCUCUACGCCACGCUAAGUGGUUCCAGGCUAGAGCUAAUGGUCUGCAGUCCUGUGUGGUUAUCAUACGUAUUCUUCGUGACCUCUGUCAGCGGGUUCCAACUUGGUCUAAUUUUCCAAGCUGGGCGAUGGAGUUACUUGUGGAAAAAGCAAUUAGCGGUGCUACUGGACCACAGAGUCCUGGGGAUGCACUGAGAAGAGUUUUUGAGUGUAUAUCUUCAGGAAUCAUCCUUAAAGAUGGUCCUGGACUUCUGGACCCUUGUGAGAAAGAUCCUUUCGAUACACUUGUUUUAAUGACAGAUCAGCAACGAGAGGAUAUUACUUCAAGUGCACAGUUUGCACUGAGACUUCUUGCAUUUCGUCAAAUACACAAAGUUUUAGGAAUGGAUCCAUUACCACAGAUGAACCAAUGCUUCAACAUCCAUAAUAAUCGUAAAAGGAGAAGGGACGGUGAUGGGGUUGAUGGAUUUGAAGCAGAGGGAAAAAAGGACAAAAAAGAUUUUGAUAGCUUUUAAAAAUGUAUGUUAUCAGUGCUAAGACAGAAGGUGAUAAAGGGUAUUUGUUGACUUGAUUUUAAAUGGACAUGACAUAUCUGUUUAAAACAUCCAAAACCAACUUGGUAAUUAUAUUUGGAAGAGAACAACCUAGCUCUUGUGUGAGAUUCUGAAUAUUUUAAUGAGUGUAUUGUAUCAAAGUAUGGAUGGAAAGACUACAAAUGGAAACUAUGUUGUUGGAAAAAAAUAGCUUGAGGGGUUUUUCCUCAUUGCAUUUUCUUUAAAUGUGUUGCUAAAUUCAGUAACUUUUCUUCUUUUUUUUCCUUUUUUUAUCAACAAGUGUGUUGUCUUAUCUUGACUGUAUUUAAUGCAGCAUUUCUGCUUCUGUUGCUGUAUGUAUUUUGACUUUUUUAUUUAGAAGGUUUUUUUGUUUGCCUUUUACACUAGUUGGAUAAGUUACUUUGUGUUAGUAUAAACUGUUCUCCUAUAUAAUAUUUUACACACCUUUUAUUUUGUAAAGUGACACUGCAGGAUUAUGUUGGUUUUGGGUUUUUUUCCUAAAUAUGAAGGGGUUACAACUCAUAAUUAUCCUGCCAUUUGAGUGCUCAGAAUCAAAUGAUUUUGCCAAUCUUGUAGCAUUUGUCUCCUUAGUGUGAUAUAACAGUGUAAAUAAGGCAAAUGUAUGUUAAUCUAAUCAAGUUUGCUGUUAGUUGUGCAUUAGCAGUAUAAAAGCUAAUAUUUACAGUAUGAUCUUGCAACAGUUUUAAAACAGAUACAUAAUUGAUCAAAGUUUUGCAUGAUAUUUUUGUUUUUAAUAGAAGGACUAAAACUAUCAUUUUAGGUUAAAUGCAUAGGUCUUUAUAUGAUUGACUUUGUGUCAUAGCAAGGCCAAAAAAUAACUUCCUGAAUUUCUUUUCUCAACAUACAAGAAGCAGCACGCUAGUCAUUCUUCUCAGUCAACUGUGUUGAUUUGAUAUUAAUGCCUCUCAGCCCUUAAACAUAAAUGAUUGUCAUAUCAGUGCAUGUAAAGUUAUUCCUUAUAACUAUUCCUGUAUAAACAUUCUGUUAUUUUUUCAAUAACUCAAAUUUUUUAAAAGGAAGUAUUACUGAAAAAGUGAAAAUUAUCAAAGAAAAAAACCCAGAAAAUUAAUUAUUUGAUGUGGCCAUGGUGUAUACUUAUGUCUUGCAUAAAGCUAAAUAACAGUGAUGUAAAGUUACAUCAUGUUGUUGAUAUAUACUCUGGUACAUAGUUGUGAUUUGUUGUCACAGCACUAGAGUGGAAUACGCAAAUAAAAAUAUAUUAAAUUACUAAAAUUCAUUAUACACUGGAAACUGAAGUUUCACUCAUUCUGUUCAAUGUGUAUUAUGCUUUGUUACAAACCCAUAAAAUGCAGAGAUUAACAUAGGCUAACAUUCUGGUAACUACUUCCAUCAAUGGCUAUAGGAGAGUCUUGCACAUUACAAAGAUCACUUGUUAUUUCUGGUACAAUUUAUUUCAUUUUUCAUUAUUUCAUUGUUUCAUUUUGAGGUUGAAUUUAUCUUUCACUUUUUUUAAUAAAUAACUCUUGGAGUUAGGGGAAUGUUUUUGUUUGCAACACCUACUGCUAACAGCAUGGGCCUGUGGAAUAAAAAUACAAUAUUUCAGAAAAGUAGAGGAAGUCUUAAUUUAAUAUAGUAUUCUACAAGCAUCAGAGUGCAACUUGACAAGGAGUAGCUGGUACAGUACUAUGUUUUGGAUGUACUUGUUUUACUUGUUGCUAAGUAGGGCUUAUCCUAAGUGAAGGAUUUUUCAGUUUCCCAUGCUGUGCCAGUAAGGAGGUGCACAAGAGCUGGAAGGGAGCAUGGCCAGGAGAGCUGACUCAAACCAGCCCAAGGAGCUAUUCCAUACCAUAGAAUGUCACACCCAGCAUAUAAACUGGGGGAGUUGGUGAGCAAGGAGUAGAUCAUUGCUGAGGCAUCCGUCAGCGGGUGGUGAACAAUUGCACUGUGAGUCACUUGAGAUUUUCAUACUAUUUGUUCCUCUCUUUUAUUUAGUUAUCACAGAAUGGUGUAGGGGUUAGAAGGGACCUCUAAAGAUCAUAUAGUCCAACCCCCAUACUCAAGCAGGUCCGCCUAGAUCAGGUAACUCAGGAACGUGUCUAGGCAGAGUUUGAAAACCUCCAGAGAAGGAGACUCCACAACUUCCCUUGGCAACCUGUUCCAGUGCUCCGUCACCCUCACAGUAAAGAAGUUUUUCCUUAAGUUUUAAGUGGAACUUUUAGUGUUCCAGCUUUUGUCCAUUACCCCUCUUCCUCUCACUGGACAGUACAGAAAAAAGGACUACCUCAUCCCCUUGACAUGCACCUUUCAAAUAUUUGUAAGUAUUAAUGAGGUCCCCCCUUAGUCUCCUCCAGGCUGAACAGUCUCAGAACCCGCAGCCUUUCAUCAUAAAACAGAUGUUUGAGUCUCCUGAUCAUCUUAGUGCCCCUGCAUUGGACUCUCUCCAGCACUUCCCUGUCCCUCGUGAGCUGACGAGCCCAAAACGGGACACAGUACUCCAGAUGAGACCUCACCAGGGCACAGUAAAGGGGGAGCAGAACCUCCCUUGACUUCCUGGACACACUCUUCUUGAUGCAUACCAGAAUGCCAUUGGCCUUCUUGGCCACGAGGGAACAUUGCUGGCUCAUGGUUAGUUUAUUAUCACGUAGGACUCCCAAGUCUCUCUCUGCAGAGCUGCUCUCCAGCAGGUCAAUCUCCAGCCUGUACUGGUGCAUGGGGGUUGUUCCUUCCCAGAUGCAGGACUCUGCACUUGUCCUUGUUGAACCUCAUGAGGUUCCUCU